UCGCUUUAAUUUAACACUAAAUUUAUUAACUAGCAUGUUUGUCUUCGGUGGAUGGGUUCCAUUGGUCAUGGAAGAAAUUAAAAUGACAGCCCAGGAAAAAGAAUGGAAAUGUACAAAUACUUUAGCUAGUCUUAAUCUUGACACAAUGGCAUGGGAACCAUUAACAAUGGAAGUUACUGAUGAAUGCCUACUGCCUCGAGCUCGUGCUGGACAUUGUGCUGUAGCUGUUCAUAGUCGUUUAUACAUUUGGUCCGGUCGUGAUGGUUAUAGAAAAGCAUGGAAUAAUCAAGUUUGUUUUAAAGAUUUAUGGUUUCUGGAAACUGAUCGUCCUGCGGCUCCGACACGAGUUCAAUUAGUACGUGCUGGUACACAAAGUCUUGAAGUCACAUGGGGUUCAGUUCCUACUGCAGAUGCUUAUAUUUUACAAAUUCAAAAAUAUGAUGUUUCUCCUUCUACAACUUCAACAACACAUUCCUUAACAUCUUCACCAGUAGAUACAAGUGGAAUUGUUAAAGCUCCAAUCACUGUAUCUGCUGGUUCAUUGAAUUUUUCCAGAGCUGGUACUAUUUCACAACCUCUCAUUACCACUCCAGCUACAGCUAAUUCUGUUCCAAUACCAGCGCCUAUUCGAUUACCUACUACUACUGUUGCUGCUGCUGCCGCUGCCGCUGUUGGUUCAGUGUUAUCAAACUCAUGCGUUACUAUGCCUGGUCACAGAGGACCGACUGUAGUUACACCGACAGGUUUAAAAAUUACACCUGUACCAGGUAGUGCAGUUACUGGACGAACAGCAGCUAUUGCAACUGUAGCACAACAUCCUACUGGAGUUAAUCCAUGUGGUCCAACGAUUAUUCGAAGUUCAUGUCCUCCAAUUGCUCCAAAGCAACAUCUGAUUACUGUUGGUGGCAAACAAAUGGUUUCUGCAGUUUCUGUUGCAAAUAAUUCCUCCGGUGGUGGUGUAGUUACUUCUAAUCCAAGUCAAGUAGUACACAUUGUAAACAAAUCAACUGGUUUAAUUAAACCAAUUAAACUAGUUUCUACUACAACUCCAUCGUCAACAGCUUCUAAAACGAUUACUGUACAACAAACGUCAGUUGGAGCAACUACUGGCGGUUCAGGUGUACCCAAAGUAAUCAAGGCAAUACCGGCCACAAUGCUUCAAAUGUCUGCAUCUGGUAAGCCUAUUUUAAUCGCCGGUGGUAGUGUAUGCCGUCCAGGUCAGACAACGGUUCAAGUAUCUGGUUCUGUACAUAGGCCAGCUGGACAACAAAUAGUUAUCAUGAGUCCAACAAUAUCUUCCACAGGUACCAUACCAGCAUCAUCGAAUUUGUAUUUAUCUUCCGGAGGUGGUACCACCACUGGUCAAAUAAUAAGACAAGCAAAUCAACCACAAGUGACCUUAGUUCGACGAGAUCCAUAUGACACAACACAUGGUGUUGGCGGUGUUGGUGGUAAUGCGAACGAUCCUAGUAGUAAUAAUACUAAUACUCAUACAACACCAUCAAUUCUUCAAACUAUUCCACAAUUGGACGGUACAGUUGAUAAUGAUGAAGGCGAUGGUGAUGAUGAUGAUGCUGUUGUUGAUGAUGAGGGUGAUGGUGUUACCACUGAGAAUGAUACAACAUCCACUACAAUUCCAGAGUCGAAUUUAGUCGAAGAGAAGAAGUUAAAAGGACAUGGGGAUAGUGACAGUCAACAUUCGCCAACUUAUACAACAACAACAACAACAACAGAUGAAAAUGCCGAUUUGCAUAGUUCGUUAGCUGCAGAAGCUGCUGCUGAACUACUGGCAGAUAUUGGUGAAGACAAUAAUACAUCCGGUUAUUCAAAUCAAAAUUCAACAAACAUUUCCAAAGAAACUGAUCAAGCAAUUAAAAAUUUAGUUGAUGAUGAUAUCAAGCCUAAUGUAUCAGGCGUAAAUGUUUCAUCCAAUAAUCAUCAUGAAAAGAAUUCCCAUGGAGAUUCAAGAUCUUAUGAAGAUUCUAUACAUGUGAAAGAUGAAAAAGAAGCAAAUGGUAAUUCUCUUACGGAUCCUUUAGAAACAUUAGCUUUAGUUGCCGCUCGUCGAAGUGGAACUAAUGAUGAUCGUGAAAAUGAUCCAAUCACAUCACAUGCCACAAUUUAUUCCAAUCCAAAUACAGCUCGUUUAGUUGCUGUUUCCGCCCCACUAUCUCGUUUAUCUCCAUUAUUAUCUACAACAUUAGGAGGUGGACAAGUUUCUCGUUCAAUGACGACGACGACAGGUUUAGUUACGAAUUCUCAAUCGGUCAUCACCUCAUCAUCAGCAUCACCAUCUACGAAUUGUUCUUCAUUGAUCAAUUCUUCAUCGAAUGUAACAACAACACCUGGUACAUUGAUUAGUCGAGGUGAUAAUUCUUGGCAUGAUGUUGGUGUUAUUAAAUCGACAAAUUACACUGUAACCAUGUAUUCUGCUUGUACCAAUGAUGCUGGUGUACAUAUGGAAGUUGGUUCUACACCAUCUGGUAUGGCAUUUGUUCGUGUGUAUUGUGGCCAGUCACCGUCAGCAACUGUAACUUCUGCAACAUUGGCUACUGCUCAUUUAGAUCUGAGUUCAAAACCUGCUGUAAUCUUUCGUAUUGCUGCUCGUAAUGAAAAAGGCUAUGGACCAGCUACACAAGUUCGUUGGCUACAAGAUGUGUCUAGUACACCUACCUCUGUGGCCGGCGGUAUCAACGCACAACCUAUCAAUGUUCAAGCAACAAGUGCCUCACAACAAAUUCCUAAGCGUGCUCUUAGUUUAGGAACAUCACAAGAAGGAGCUUUUACAACACCAGUCAAACGUUUAAAAUCCGAUGUAGAUCAGUUGUAGAUUUUCAUCAUGGACACUUUUUUUUUGCCCACAUCCCUUGUUCCUUCCGUCAAAAAAAUCAACACACAACUGCUGCACAUUCCUUCUGCCUUCCUACCUUUUUAUGCAUUCAUUCAUUCAUUAUCCAUGUGAAACUGGUGGUGCAAGUACAAGUACAGUUUUUUUUUCAAUAAUUAUUAUUAAUAAUAUUAAUUAUCAUUCAUUCAUCCAAGUUUAUUCAAAUACAACUCCUACUACUAUUAUUCCUCCAAUCGUUGCAUUUCUAAGAUUGUCUCUUAUCAUUAUAUUUGUAUUUCUCUAUUUUGUGUGUGUGUGUUAUCGUUCCUCCACAAAGCACAGCAACAACAACAACAGCACACACACACACGCGUGGAAAUUCCUCUUC
Schistosoma turkestanicum is the source of this 3215-nucleotide messenger RNA. NCBI's taxonomy places the organism in Eukaryota, Metazoa, Platyhelminthes, Trematoda, Strigeidida, Schistosomatidae. The record is from the annotation of a GenBank genome assembly.